Molecule: messenger RNA, 6779 nt
Organism: Coregonus sp. 'balchen'
Lineage: Eukaryota; Metazoa; Chordata; Actinopteri; Salmoniformes; Salmonidae
Source: the annotation of a GenBank genome assembly
UAUGGGACAACUACAGAACCUUCCCCCAAUGAUCUGCUGCACCUGAAUGAACCUCUUAUGGACCACAGAGAGGGCCAGCUCUUCUUAACCCAGGCUUUUAAAGUCAUCAUGGAGGAGAUGCUGUGGAAGGGCACAGAUGUCAAUGAGAAGGUCUCACAUCCCAUCUUCACCUUAUAUAGUUGUCUGUCUAACCAUUGUCUUACCCCAGAUAGCACAACGACCAUCUGCACUGGUAGUUCGCUUUAGAAUGACUCCCAUCUGUCAAAAGACGAUUCUGUCUGACAUGUAACUUGUUUGUUCCCUGCACUGUGUCCAUUUGAAUUCAAUCACUUUUUUUUACAGCAUCCCUUUUGAUGUAAACAAAACAUUCUAUACAUGUUUGCCCACGGAAGAAGUGGUCAGAAAGUGACGUUUUGGACCUGAAUGCCAAAAUAUUCAGGAGAUAAAGGUGCUCAAAGUUGAGCGAUUUUUGCGUACCCCACCAUACCAUGAGACAUCCAUGGUUGAGUUUGAUAUCAUUUAAAAGCUUACAAACAGUGUUGUCAAACAGUUGUAUUAUUUAUUGGAUUAAAAAAUAUAUUUUCUAUAAAUUAUUUCAUUUCAAUGGUGUACCAGCUAAAUUACAGUGGUCUGAAGGAAGGGAUAGGUCCAUUCUAUGAAUUAUAUUUCUAUGAUUUAAAUUACACCCACCCUGUAUUCAAGAGCAUGUUGUGUCUCAACCGAUGGCGGGACACAACACAAAAACCUUAGAUUAUGUGAAGUAGGGUCUAAGCUACAGCAUAGAUAAUUUACGUAAAAAAAUGAACAUUUGUAUUUUCAAUUUGUAUUGAAAUUAUAAAAUAGUUUUACAAAAAUGUUUAGGAACCACUGGGCUUUGGGCUAGUACCAGUAAGUUAAGUGAUAUCUUCCCACCUGAUUGUGUACAUUACAAUCAAACCUUGGAGGUACACAUUACCCACUGCUGUAUUUUCAGGGGUUUCUUGUGUUUGUUAUACCCCGGGCUACAGGUGUGUGAAAAACGCUGCUGGGUUUUUCCACGCUCAACAGUUUCCUGUGUGAAUCAAGAAUGGUCCACCUCCCAAAGGACAUACAGCCAACUUGACACAACUGUGGGAAGCAUUGGAGUCAACCUGAGCCAGCAUCCCUGUGGAACGCAUGCCCCAAUGAAUUUAGGCUGUUCUGAGGGCAAAAGGGGGUGCAACUUAAUAUUAGGAAGGUGUUCUUAAUGUUUUGUACACUCCGUGUACAUAAUUUACAGAUUUUAACAAGUGUUCUCUGUUGUCCUACAGGGGUUGCAUGAUUCCAGAGGACCUUGAUGAGAAAAUUGAGCUGGCAAAAUCACAAGCAAGUUUACUGUUAACCAUGAAAUGUUAAUACAUUCAGAAAAUUUAUGUGCUGUGAUAUACAGUAAAGGGAAACAAAACCCUAAAUAAGAACACAAGUGUGUGUUUUGUAACAAAGGAAUAGUGAAGGGAAAGGGGGAUACCUAGUCAGUUGUACAACUGAAUGCAUUCAACAAAAUGUGUCUUCCACAUUUAACUCAACCCCUCUGAGUCAGUUUGCCUGCCUGCAAAGUUGUAUAGUUGUGGUUUGCUGAUAGACUAGGAAUUGCCAGUAGACUACUAUGAACUCAACAGAUCCUAGUAGAUCAUUUACACCAGGGCUGCCCAACCCUGUUCCUGGAGCGCUACCCUCCUGUACUGUCCUAUAGGACGGUAGCUCUCCAGGAACAGGGUUGGGCAGCCCUGGCUCUUUCUCCAUGUGUCUUUCUGCAUUUCCUUGCAUCCUCUCUCCUCGCCUCCUUCUCAACCAAAUUGGAGGAGAAGGUCCAAGGUCCCUCCCCUCGGACCUCUUCUCCAAUGCCUUUUGAGAAGGAGGCGGACAGAGGAUGAAAGCUUAAUCGAGAAAGAGCCCCAGAUGUACACACUACAAAACAGAAAUAGAGACGUAAGGACAUCUCAUUACCCCUCUCUUCCACCAGGGGGCAUUCCCAUUCCUGGUCCAUGCCACCUCACGAACAACUGUACAAGGAGCCUUUGACCCACUAGAGCCCAUAGCUGACAUCUGUGACAGACAGGGGUUGUGGAUGCAUGUAGAUGUGAGUUCUUAACGGGAUGGUUCACUCUACAAUCAAACUUUGGCAGAUGUUUUCACACAACAGUGAUCUAAUGUUGAGAUGAAGUACACGUCCGAUGCCAUCGGUUAUGUAGAUCCAGUGCCACAGUCUAAUUUAAUUUUGGAUGGUGACCAUUUUGGGUUGAAGAAUAGACUGGUGUUCUCUUGUUGUUUGACACAGGCAGCUUGGGGAGGGAGUGUCCUUUUCUCAAAGGAACAUAGACUUCUCAUGAGAGGAAUUGAAAAGUGUGAGUCUGGUCAGGUGCAUACUUUCGCCUACGGUAGUUGGGAUUCAAACUAAUGUCCAGAAUGUAAUAAUGUGUUUGUGAUCAGAGCCGAUUCAAUGACUUGGAAUCCACACAAAAUGCUGCUGACGGGCUUGCAGUGUUCAGCCAUUCUGCUCAAGGAUACCAGGAUAUUUCCAUGUUAUUUGUCUCCUCUUCAUUCUUAUUCUUUAGCGAAACCUCUUCAUGUCUUCUCCUUUUCCACAGAACCUGUUGAAGCAUUGCCACAGCGCAAAUACAACCUACCUGUUCCAGCAGGAUAAGUUCUAUGACAUGAGUCUGGACACAGGGGACAAGUCAAUACAGUGUGGCCGUAAAGUUGACUGUCUGAACCUGUGGUUGAUGUGGAAAGCGGUGGGCUCACAUGGCUUGGCAGAGCGAGUAGACAGGGCUUUCGCCCAUACAAGGUACAACCACAUAGCCUAUACGCUAUAUCUUCAUGGGUAUUGAGUACAACCCCAUGGCUGCAAUUCUAAAUAAGACAACUCAAACUCCUCAUCAUAGAUCUCUCAAUUAAAGAUUUUAAUAGAAUCUAUGUCAAUUAAUGUUUUACAUUUAAUAUAAUGACUCAUUUGUGUUCUCUGUCCCAUAGUUAUCUGGUAGAGGAGAUGCAGAAAUUAGAAGGGUUUCAACUUAUAGGAAAGGUAAGUUUUUAUCAAAAUAGUAUACUCUAUACUCUUGAUGUGAUCCUAGCACGACUUUGCAGUAUUUUGUUUUUUUAUGUAUUAUUUUUUACAUUAUUAGCUCAGAAAGUGUUUUGCAUCAUUACAUACAGCCGGGGAAAACUAUUGGAUAUCAGAGCGGCGGUAACUCACCAGCAUUACGACUAGGAAUACGACUUUCCCGAAGCAGAUCCUUUGUUUGCUCUCCCCAGGGCAACUGAACUGAUUCCAGCGGCUGACCCAAAACAUCGCCGGCGGAGGAGAGGCACUAGGAGCAGCCUGCUGGUCCGACUUAGGAGGCACGCACACCACCCACCACUUCCAAGUAUUCUACUCGCUAAUGUUCAAUCUUUAGUUAACAAAGUCGACGAACUACGGGCAAGGAUUUCAUUCCAGAGAGACAUCAAGGCCUGUAACAUACUCUGUUUCACGGAAACAUGGCUCUCUUGGGAUAUUCUGUCGGAAUCGGUCCAGCCAGAUGGGUUCUCAGUUCAUCGCGCAGACAGGAAUAAAUAUCUCUCCGGGAAGCAGAAGGGCGGAGGUGUGUGUUUCAUGAUUAACGACUCGUGGUGUAAUUGUAGUAACAAAGAGGAACUCGAGUCCUUCUGUUCACCCGACCUAGAAUACCUCACAAUCAAAUGCAGACCGUAUUAUCUCCCAAGAUAAUUUUCUUAGGUUAUAGUCACGGCCAUGUAUAUCCCUCCUCAAGCCGAAACCACGACGGCCCUCAAAGAACUUCACUGGACCUUAUGCAAACUGGAAACCACAUAUCCUGAGGCUGCAUUUAUUGUAGCCGGGGAUUUUAACAAAGCAAAUUUGAGGACUAGGCUGCCGAAGUUCUAUCAACAUAUCGACUGUUGUACUCGCACUGCUAAAAUUCUCUACCAUUGCUAUUCAAACUUCCGGGAUGGUUAUAAGGCCCUCCCCCGCCCUCCUUUCGGCAAAUCUGACCACGACUCCAUUUUGCUUCUCACUUCCUAUAGGCAGAAACAAACAGGAAGUACCCGUGCCAAGGACUAUUCAACGCUGGUCUGACCAAUCGAAAUCCACGCUUCAAGAUUGUUUUGAUCUCGCGGACUGGGAUAUGUUCUGGGUAGCUUCCGAAAAUAAUUUAGACAUAUACACUGAAACAGUGACUGAGUUUAUCAGGAAGUGUAUAGGUGAUGUUGUGCCCACUGUGACUAUUAAAACCUAGCCUAACCAGAAACACGUGGAUAGAUGGCAGCAUUCACGCAAAUCUGAAAGCGCGAAUCACCUCUUUCGACCAUGGCAAGGUGACUGGGAAUAUGGCAGAAUACAAACAGUGUAGCUACUCACUCCACAAGGCAAUUAAACUGGCAAAACAUCAGUAUAGAGACAAAGUGGAGUCGCAACUCAACGGCUUAGACACAAGACGUAUGUGGCAGGGUCUACAGACAAUCAUGGACUUCAAAAAGAAAACCAGCCACAUCGCCGACACCGACGUCUCGCUUCCAAACAAGCUAAACACCUUCUUCGCCCGCUUUGAGGAUAACACAGUGCCACUGACGAGGCCCACUACCAAGGACUGUGGCCUCUCCUUCUCCAUGGCCGACGUGAUUAAGACAUUUAAGCAUGUUAACUCCCAGACGGCAUCCCUAGCCGCGUCCUCGGAGCAUGUGCAGACCAGCUGGCUGAUAUGUUCAUGGACAUAUUCAAUCUCUCCCUUUCCCAGUCUGCUGUUCCCACAUGCUUCAAGAGGGCUACCAUUGUUCCUGUACCCAAGAAAACAAAGGUAACUGGACUAAAUGACUAUCGCCCUGUAGUACUCACCUCUGUCAUCAUGAAGUGCUUUGAGAGACUAGUCAAGGAUCAUAUCACCUCUACCUUACCCGUCACCCUAGACCCACUUCAAAUUGCUUACCGCCCCAAUAGAUCCACAGACGAUGCAAUUGCCAUCACACUGCCCUAUCCCAUCUGGACAAGAGGAAUACCUAUGUAAGAAUGCUGUUCAUUGACUAUAGCUCAGCAUUCAACACCAUAGUACCCUCCAAGUUCAUCAUUAAGCUCGAGGCCCUGGGUCUGAACCCCACCCUGUGCAAAUGGGUCCUGGACUUCCUGACGGGCCGCCCCCAGGUGGUGAAGGUAGGAAACAACAUCUCCACUUCGCUGAUCCUCAACACUGGGACCCCACAAGGGUGCGUGCUCAGCCCCCUCCUGUACUCUCUGUUCACCCAUGACUGCGUGGCCAAGCACGCCUCCAACCCUAUCAUCAAGUUUGCAGAUGACACAACAGUAGUAGGCUUGAUUACCAACAAUGACGAGACCGCCUACAUGGAGGAGGUGAGGGCUCUGGGAGUGUGGUGCCAGGAAAAUAACCUCUCACUCAACAUCAACAGAACAAAGGAGAUGAUCGUGGACUUCAGGAAACAGCAGAGGGUGCACCCCCCUAUCCACAUCGACGGGACCGCAGUGGAGAAGGUAGAAAGCUUCAAGUUCCUUGGAGUACACAUCACCGACAAAAUGAAAUGGUCCACCCACGCAGACAGUGUGGUGAAGAAGGCGCAACAGAGCCUCUUCAACCUCAGGAGGCUGAAGAAAUUUGGCUUAUCACCUAAAACCCUCACAAACUUUUACAGAUGCACAAUUGAGAGCAUCCUGUCGGGCUGUAUCACCGCCUGGUACGGCAACUGCACCGCCCACAACCGCAGGGCUCUCCAGAGGUGUGCGGUCUGCCGAACGCAUUACCGGGGGCAAACUACCCACAUACAGCACCCGAUGUCACAGGAAGGCCAAAAAGAUCAUCAAGGACAUCAACCACCCGAGCCACUGCCUGUUCACCCUGCUAUCAUCCAGAAGGCGAAGUCAGUACAGGUGCAUCAAAGCUGGGACCGAGAGAAUGAAAAACAGCUUCUAUCUCAAGGCCAUCAGACUGUUAAACAGCCAUCACUAGCACAUUAGAGGCUGCUGCUGCCUAUUGAAAUCACUGGCCACUUUAAGAAAUUGAAUACUAGUCACUUUAAUAAAGUUUACAUAUCUUGCACUACUCAUCUCAUAUGUAUAUACUGUAUUAUAUUCUAUAAUAUUCUUCUGUAUCUCUUAGUCCAUGCCGCUCUGUCAUUGCUUGUCCAUAUAUGUAUAUAUUCUUGAAUCCCAUUCCUUACUUUUUUGUGUGUAUUGGGUAUAUGUUGUGAAAUUGUUAGAUAUUACUGCACUGUCGGAGCUAGAAGCACAAGCAUUUCGCUACACCCGCUAUAACAUCUGCUAAACACGUGUAUGUGACAAAUACAAUUUCAUUUGAUUUAUAAAAAUAAAUAAAAUCUUGUCACAUUUUCAUCUCACCAAGGUCUUCUGCUCUGGUCCCACUGAACAGCCUGAGUUUGUGAACGUGUGUUUCUGGUUCAUACCACCCAGCUUGAGAGGAAAGGAGAACAGUCCAGAUGAUCAAAACAGAUUGUCAGAGGUUGGUGUAUGAAGUAGCUUACUGUGAUGACAAUAAUAUUUUUACCUCAAUUUGUCAACUUGAGACAAUACAGUGUAGUUUCUGUCUGUCUGGUUGACAUAAUUAUUCGAUCUUCUCACUCACUAGGUGAGUCCUGUGAUCAAGGAGCGUAUGAUGCAGGGGACCAUGAUGGUGAGCUACCAGCCUCAGGGUGGACGAGUCAACUUCUUCCGCAUGAUAGUCGUCUCCCCGCAGCUCUCCCAACAAGAUAUGAUCUGCUUUCUAGAUGAGAUUGAGAGGCUAGGCAAUGAUCUCUGA